AUUGGUGGAAUACUACAGGUGUUACUAACCACAUUUCGAAUGAUCUCAUGGUAACGAUUCCUCAGACUGCUGUUUUAUGGGCACAUACAAACGUGCAUGUCACUGACCUAUGAGAGGGAAGCGAGAACUACAUAUGGAUAAUAACGCUACCUAUUACCAUCAAAUCCAAGAUUAUAAACGUUUUGAGGUGCGUUUAAAUGAGCAUCGUGUGGUUGCAGUAUUAUAGCCGGCAAUACUGCAGUUUUAUUCAAAUAUUUCUGGUACGGCUAUGUAUUGCCGAUAUAGCUGCGUAAUAAUUGUCAAUUACAAAUAUUGCAAAUUGAAUUCACUUUUGUGUAAACAAAUUAGCAAACCGGUCAAAUAAAUUAAUACGCUAGCAGUAAUAUUUAAGUUCAAAUCAUCCACCAUCCUUAGAUGCAUGCAAGUUAACCAGUGUUAAGGAUAGAACAAUGUGUAUCUAUCAUCAUACAAAGACUGAACCUCUGAACUGAGCCUCUGAACACAUUGGUGAAAGAACCGACUCAACAUGAAUUGACUCUUCAAAUGCAUCAAACAUAAAGACUUUUUCAAAAUAUUUAGACAUUGAUACUGGUGUAAACAGAAUAUUCAAAAAAUUAGAGGAAUUUCGAAAAACAGACAAAAGAAAAAAUAUAUUGACAGAAGGAUUCUUUACUUCGCCUAGUUUAGAUGUAAAUUUUAUAUAAAAAUUUUGUAAAUUUUAUUAAAACAAAAAGCCUAAAUUCUCGUACUAAUUUAAUGAACUACUAACUAAUUACACACUUAAAAAUAUUGAAAAUAAUAUAAAAACCCUCCUCCCCGCUGUGCUGUAGGAGAAACAUAAUCUUUCAAAAUGUGUUCUCCUUGUGGCCCCAUGGUUUGCUACAAAUAUGAAGACUGUGGUCCUCCGCUGCAGUGUCUACCGCGAUCUGCGUUCAAGCGUAAUGGACUGCAAGAUUGCCAGUUCUUCCAGCAGGGCUCAAUACGGUACCUGUGCCGGGCAGACUGUUGCUGCUCCAGACCGUGUCCGCCAUGCUGUCCGCCGUGUGUGCGACGCCCACCACCCGGCAAGACCUACGUCACACGCUUCAGUGACUUCGACCUAAUAUCGCAGUGGUAGUGCUAGAAGGCUUUUCCGCGUCGUCGUCCUCCUCGUCGUCCUCUUGUCUCACAAGUUUCGAAAGGCAAACCUUUGAAUAAUGGUCCUGGCCAGCAAAUGGUGGAGGACGGCGAGCAAAAAAAAAGUGAAACGGAAAAUCAGUUGAAGCGAACCAAGAGUCGUGAGUUGCGUGGUGGCAUCAUGUACUACAGUUGUCAUUGCAUCAAGCGAAAUGGGCUCCAGCACGACUGUCGCCGCACUGGAUGUGGCGGCGAGCCCGCCUGUCUUGUCUUGCCCGACCCAUUGUGCGCGCCUAGCCAAUUGGCUCGUGCUCGUGGCCUCGCCGACCCCGCUGUUCUCGCAGCCCACACUAAUCCUCAAGGCAGUAGUGGCUCAGGUGGACCGACAAGCUCCAGUUCCCGUGGAAAACGUUUUAUUGUCUGCGAAUUGAAGGGUAUCAUUCCCGAUGCAGGUGUGGAUAGAAACGACGGGAAAUGCUGUAAGUGCCCAAAAAUAUUUGUACCUACCCAAGCCCCCAUAAGUAGUGGAAUGAAACCUCAUACAUGCAUAUGUACUGGUGGCGCAGCUGCAGCACCUAAAAUCGUUCCACCUACUGGUGAAAUGAAAUCUAAUUCAUGUAAAUGUACCUGUGAUAAGGGUGCUGCACCGAAACAUAAUGAACAAAUACAAGCCCCUUUUGCUGGAGUAAAACCGUAUGCAUGCAUUUGUCCCGGAGGUGUGGUUAAACCUUUACCAAUUCCGCCAAAUACUCCAACCACAUCUUCAUGUCCUUGCAAAUGUAAGUCUGGUUCUGGGUCACAAAAAAUGCAAUCGAUAUAUGACGUAGAUGAAAAUACACUUAACCAAAUAUUACAAAGGUUUGAAUCUAAAGAAUUGAAAGUAAAUGAUAAAAAGGUAGCAGGAUCGAGUGGUCGACAACGCGAUCGCGAUAUCACGAAAACUACUACUAAAGAAGAGUGUACUAGACCUGGGUGUGUACACUGGCAACCACCGCCGCCCUGCGUGUGGGACCUUCCGUGCAAAGCUGACUGUUUCGAGACUCCGGCUUCAGCGCAGCCGGGCCGCAACCCACUGAGUAGAGGUGGCGGUGGCUUUAUUAGUAGUGUGAAAGGACCCACUGGACGAGACUUGGUGUCACAAGGCACACAGAAACACCACAAUAUAAUGAAAAUCUUGACACCCGAAUGUUGUACAGGUUGCUCUGCGCCAAGAGACGGAGGCGCCAUGGCGAGUGGUGGCCCGGCAGUAGCUGGCUUGCCUAUGUUGGUGAUGAAGCUCUGCUGAACAAGCAUUGUUCCUAUUCUCACUGAUUUCCUGAAAGCUUAAGAAAAAGUGCAAAAUAAUCCGAAGGCAUUAAA
Molecule: messenger RNA, 2475 nt
Organism: Spodoptera litura
Lineage: Eukaryota; Metazoa; Arthropoda; Insecta; Lepidoptera; Noctuidae
Source: RefSeq, a predicted model, not a curated record